AUGAAUCAAAAGAAAACAAUUCCAACAUUAAUUGUUCUUGGUUCUGGUGGUCAUACAACGGAAAUGUUUCGUCUAUUAUCAGGCACUGAUUUAAAUAUAUAUAAACCAAGAUAUUAUACAAUUGCAACUACAGAUAAAAUGAGUGCAAAGAAAAUGAAUGAAUUCGAAUUAAAUACUUUAAAAGAUAUGGAUGUAUCAUUUAUCAAUCGAAGUCGUCAUGUUGGUCAAAGUUAUUUUAGUUCAAUAUUUACAACUCUUUGGGCGUUUUUUACAGUUAUUCCAAUAGUUUAUCGUGUUCGACCUAAACUUAUUCUUGUGAAUGGACCUGGUACAUGUAUUCCAAUUGUUAUAGCAAGUUUGUUAUUAUGGGUUUUAUUUCUUAUCAAUCGACCGAAAAUUAUUUUUGUUGAAAGUAUAUGUCGUGUGCAAUCUUUAUCAUUAACUGGUAAAAUUCUUCAAUAUCUACCUGUGCAUAUUCUUGUUCAAUGGCCACAAUUAACUGAACAUUAUCCAAAAACGCAAUAUAUUGGACGACUUGUUUAA
This is a messenger RNA of Adineta steineri, 543 nucleotides long. The record is from the annotation of a GenBank genome assembly. Lineage: Eukaryota; Metazoa; Rotifera; Eurotatoria; Adinetida; Adinetidae.